AUGUUUCAAAGCAGAUGCAGAUUUGGUCAAACGGCUGCAAAGACCUGGCCCCAAGGGAUGAAAGAAAUUAUUUCUGGUUUAGUCACUAACACAUCCAUUCAGAAAUUAAAUCUGAAGGGCAAUCAUAUUCGAGGAGACACAGUAGAGGCCUUAGGAAUGUUGUUACGAAACAACAAAACUUUAACCAGUUUGUGUCUUGAAUGGAAUGAUCUGGGUAUGUUAGAAUCAUCAUUUGCUAUUUUUUGCGAUGGUUUACGAGCAAACACAAGCCUGAAGCGUCUUGACCUCAGAAACAAUCAGAUUACACACUGUGGCAUAAAAGAACUUGCAGAAGCACUUUAUUGUAACAAAACUCUCAAGGCAAUUGAUCUCAAAUGGAAUAAAAUUGGCUUGGUCGGAGGACGUGCUCUACUAAAUCUUCUCUAUCAAAAUAAAACUUUGGUCACUCUUGAUUUGACUGGCAACGAUAUUCCUUGUGACAUCGUUCGAUCCAUAGAAUCAGUUUUGUUGCGUAACGAAGAGUUUCAGUUCAUGUCUAACAAUUGCAAGAGAAAAACUCAUCUUCUCUGCAAAAAAUACAGAAAUUUAGAGUCAGACCGUAAAAAUCAGGUCAUAGACUUAUUGGAUCAAUUGAAUCAUGCUGAAGAGGAUCUGAAAAAGGAGAAAAAAAAUACUGGUUUUCAAUUUACACAGCUGCAGAAAUUAGUGGAGGAAAAAACUGAAGCCUUUAAUGAGUUGUACUGCAAAUUUACCCAACUGGAAUUGGGACUGAGUGUGGCCCAACAGAAACUGAAAGACCAGGAAAACCUGAACAAACAUCUAGAAGCAAAACACACUGACAUUGUUCACCAACAUCAGAUGGAGGCAAGCAUUGCAAAAAAGAAAAGUUCUGAGAAAGAAAGAAAACUUUUAAAAGAAUUAGCCGAAGCCAGCACCCAAAUUUCACAACUGGAAUACAAGGUAAUUUUCUUUUUUCUUUGUAAUUGGUGA
Molecule: messenger RNA, 990 nt
Organism: Acanthosepion pharaonis
Lineage: Eukaryota; Metazoa; Mollusca; Cephalopoda; Sepiida; Sepiidae
Source: the annotation of a GenBank genome assembly